This is a messenger RNA of Colletotrichum abscissum, 822 nucleotides long. RefSeq lists its product as uncharacterized. The record is from RefSeq and is a predicted model, not a curated record. The transcript has a single exon. Lineage: Eukaryota; Fungi; Ascomycota; Sordariomycetes; Glomerellales; Glomerellaceae. The coding region runs from base 1 to 822 and encodes 273 amino acids.
AUGGGUGUCUUCUACGGCAUGGUCACGAUCGUCUUUCUCUUUGUAACGCACUUAGCAACGGCUCAGCUACCGACCAAUGCCAUUGAGCUCGACCUCGUGUUCCCCCGCGCAGGUGGGAAAUACUCCAAAACAAACGACGGCUUCCCGGUCCUCUUUUCACUGCAAAACCCCAAUGUCGCCUAUCAUUUCGGCUGGGUUUUCUCAUGGGAUAUCUACAAGAAGCCUCAUGGACAAAUACAGAGACUACCUUUCAACACCAUUGGGUCCAUCCUGAAGAACGACACAACCUAUCCCGACAACCCGCACAUAGAGGCCCGCUACGCAGAUGUACUUGACGUGGGCGAGUACACGUUCUCCUGGACCAUUCAUACCGGACCUUGGUGUAAUCUUUCCAAAACCUGGGUCGAGUAUUCAGCCAACGAAAAGAUCGGCAACGGCACUUUCGACUUCACCAUUGAGCAGGGAGCCCCGACACCAACCUUCACUGGGACAUGCCCAACUGCUUUGGGCAUGAUUAACUACGCGUCAUUGACGACAUAUCACGGUCUUUAUGAUGGAGCGUACGACGAUCCAGUCACCAGCCCGAUGUCAUGUGCCAUCACGACCAAUGUGACCUUCACAGCAGAGCCUUGUAGGGCAACAGUCAACGAAGCGCAGGCUACGAGUAUCUCCAGUCAACUUCAUUUGGGGACCUACGCAACUGCGUCAGCCACGGCUUCGCCGACGGGCUCCGCCGCUGCUGCCCAGCGAACGCUGAACAAGAGCCUAAUAUGGGCUGUCACGUCGGUCGUUGUUCUGUUUGGCGCUCAUGUGGCCCAAUGA